This is a messenger RNA of Daldinia vernicosa, 1217 nucleotides long. Its product is annotated as DUF757-domain-containing protein. The coding region runs from base 176 to 658 and encodes 160 amino acids. Gene Ontology annotation, cellular component: cytoplasm. Lineage: Eukaryota; Fungi; Ascomycota; Sordariomycetes; Xylariales; Hypoxylaceae. The transcript has 4 exons. The record is from RefSeq and is a predicted model, not a curated record.
GUUAUGCUGACGAUAUACAUAUCCUGCCCCACUGUGCCCCGCGGUGAAUGUUUAGCCCCUCCAAAAUGACGAUUUUGCAACUCAGCUCUCUCUGGUAUUUCCAUAACUAUUCUUAAACUUGUUCUGGGACACCCGCAAAAUCUAAGCAACCCUCGCGAUUAACGCAAUACCGAUCAUGGAGGAAAUUACGAAAAUGUCUGGACCUGUUCCGACAAACUUUGAUGCGGAAAAUGCAGACAAUUUGGAGGAUAUCGAGAAGCAGUUUGCGGUCAAAGCGGUGCAGCAUCUAGAGACAUACUGGUCUAUUCUGGAAAAGGUAAAAGGUUCCUCGUUGCGACUCACCAAGAUGGACGAUGAGAUAUAUGAACACCUUAAAGCCGAAUUUCCCGAAUUCGACCCCGCAGCGACCAUCAACGAGGAAGAGAUGAAGAGUAAAUCGGGCAAGGAGCGGUGGCGCAAGUUCAUGAUGGCCUACGAGAAGAAGGUUGACGACUACAACUUUGGCACCAUGUUACGAACGAGCCCUAGCGUAGAAUACGAGCAGGACACGACGAUAUUUGUUCCGAGGAUGCAAUUCUACGCUGUCGAGAUAGCAAGGAAUAAGGCCGGCCUUAACGACUGGAUCUACGAGAAGGCCAAAGGCGCGGGUAAGCCUUAAGACAUAGUCAUUAUAAACGAUAUGAAAAAUAAAAUAGCCUCUCUCGCCGUCUUUUAAAAUACCCAAAAGAGGACAAGAGGCGAAAUAGGUGUAGGCGAACAGGAGCGCCGGAGCCUCACGUCGGCAACAUGGCCAGUACCUGAUAUAGUAAUGUGCGGAUAGAAACGUAAAUGGACGAAUGGCUUCGAGCCCUAAUCGGAUUACUUCGGCGGUCUUGUAUCCUAGUGAGCUGUCAGAUAUUCGACAUUCGUCAUGGUAUAACAGUUUUGGUAACAUUUAUCAUCGUUUUAUGCGGAGCAAGCUUAUUUCGAGAUGCCCUUUAUUCGAUUUAGAACUAGUAGAUAACACUCCAGCUCUGUUGGCACUGUUGGCACUAUCGGCAUCCCGACACCUUGUUUGCGGCUACAAAGCAAGAGCGGACAAAGGCCAACGUCACUGGGAGGCUGGCGUAGAACUGCUAACUAAAUAAACGUGGUCCUACGAUAAUUCAGUUAAAACACUCGUGAUACAAUCUGGGCUGGUUCCUGGGCGUCUGCUCUCGCUCUUUUCAACAACUGAU